AUGGCGGCGUCGCGUCGCUCUCAGCAUCAUCACCACCAUCAUCCAGCACCACUCCAGCCCGUUCCGGGGGCUCCGGGGGCUCCGGCGCCGCCGCCGCCACCGCCGCCGCCGCCGCCGCUUCCCCCCGCACUGAGCCCCGGCUUGGCCCCGGGGGCCACUCCGGCUGCCCCGACGGUGGGUGGCGGCCUAGCCCCCUUCGCCUCCCCGCGGCAGGGCCUGGCGCUGCCGGAGGGGGAUGGGAGCCGGGAGCCACCCGACAGGCCGCGGUCCCCGGAGCCGGCCGACAGCGCGGGCGCUUGCAGCCCCGUCGGCACCGCGGCUUCCGCCCCCGCGGGCCCGACGGCGGUGACAGCUGCGGCCGCCGUCGGGGUCGCCCCCAGCUCGGCCGCCGCGGGCUCCAGCCACCACUCGCCGCCGGCCUCCUCCUCCUCGUCCUCCUCCCCGACUUCGUCGUCCGCUUCUUCCCCGUCGUCCCCGGGGUCGAGCCUGGCGGAGAGCCCCGAGGCCGCGUCCUCCCUCGGAGCUAGCACCGCCGCAGUCGCCGUGGCCGUGGCCGUGAGCAGCCUGGGGCCCGGGCCCGCCGCCGCCGCCGCCGCCCCCGGGCCAGGUGGGGUCCCCGCCGUGAGCGGGGCUCUCCGCGAGCUGCUGGAAGCCUGUCGCAAUGGGGACGUGUCGCGGGUCAAGAGGCUGGUGGACGCCGCCAACGUGAACGCCAAGGACAUGGCCGGACGCAAGUCUUCGCCCCUGCACUUCGCUGCAGGUUUUGGAAGGAAGGAUGUUGUAGAACACUUACUACAGAUGGGUGCUAAUGUACAUGCUCGUGAUGAUGGAGGUCUCAUCCCGCUUCAUAAUGCUUGUUCUUUUGGCCAUGCUGAGGUUGUGAGUCUGUUACUGUGCCAAGGAGCUGAUCCAAAUGCCAGAGAUAACUGGAACUACACCCCUCUGCAUGAAGCUGCUAUUAAAGGGAAAAUAGAUGUGUGUAUUGUGCUGCUGCAGCACGGAGCUGAUCCAAACAUUCGGAACACUGAUGGUAAAUCAGCCUUGGACCUGGCCGAUCCCUCAGCAAAAGCAGUUCUUACAGGUGAAUACAAGAAAGACGAACUCCUAGAAGCUGCUAGGAGUGGUAAUGAAGAAAAACUAAUGGCUUUACUGACUCCUCUAAAUGUGAAUUGCCAUGCAAGUGAUGGACGAAAGUCUACUCCUUUACAUCUAGCUGCAGGCUACAACCGGGUCCGAAUAGUUCAGCUUCUUCUUCAGCACGGUGCUGAUGUUCAUGCAAAAGAUAAAGGUGGACUUGUACCUCUUCAUAAUGCAUGUUCAUAUGGACAUUAUGAGGUCACAGAACUGUUACUAAAGCAUGGAGCUUGUGUUAAUGCUAUGGAUCUCUGGCAGUUUACUCCACUCCAUGAAGCUGCUUCUAAGAAUCGUGUAGAGGUCUGUUCUCUGUUACUUAGCCAUGGUGCUGAUCCUACAUUAGUCAAUUGCCAUGGCAAAAGUGCUGUGGAUAUGGCUCCGACACCUGAGCUCCAAGAGAGGUUGACAUAUGAAUUUAAAGGUCAUUCUUUACUACAAGCAGCUAGAGAAGCAGACCUAGCCAAAGUUAAGAAAACACUUGCUUUGGAAAUCAUUAAUUUCAAACAACCACAGUCUCAUGAAACUGCACUGCACUGCGCUGUGGCUUCCUUGCAUCCCAAACGAAAACAAGUGACAGAAUUAUUACUUAGAAAAGGAGCAAAUGUUAAUGAAAAAAAUAAAGAUUUUAUGACUCCCCUGCAUGUCGCAGCAGAAAGAGCCCACAAUGAUGUCCUGGAAGUUCUACAUAAACACGGAGCAAAGAUAAAUGCUCUGGACACCCUUGGCCAGACUGCUUUGCAUAGAGCUGCCCUUGCGGGUCACCUGCAGACCUGUCGCCUCCUCCUGAGUUAUGGCUCAGAUCCCUCCAUCAUCUCCUUGCAAGGCUUCACAGCGGCACAGAUGGGAAAUGAAGCAGUGCAGCAAAUUCUGAGUGAAAGUACCCCUAUACGCACUUCGGAUGUUGACUAUAGACUGUUAGAGGCUUCUAAAGCCGGAGACUUAGAAACUGUGAAGCAACUUUGCAGCCCCCAAAAUGUGAAUUGCAGAGAUUUAGAAGGUCGGCAUUCGACACCCUUACACUUUGCAGCAGGCUACAAUCGUGUGUCUGUGGUGGAGUACCUUCUGCACCAUGGUGCCGAUGUCCAUGCCAAAGACAAAGGUGGCUUGGUGCCUCUUCAUAAUGCCUGUUCAUAUGGACACUAUGAGGUAGCUGAGCUUCUAGUAAGGCAUGGUGCUUCAGUCAAUGUGGCAGACUUAUGGAAAUUCACACCUCUGCAUGAAGCAGCAGCUAAAGGAAAAUAUGAAAUUUGCAAGCUCCUUUUAAAACAUGGGGCAGAUCCAACAAAAAAGAACAGAGAUGGAAAUACACCGUUAGAUUUGGUGAAAGAAGGAGACACAGAUAUUCAGGACUUACUGAGAGGUGAUGCUGCCUUGUUAGAUGCAGCCAAGAAGGGCUGCCUGGCAAGAGUACAGAAACUCUGUACCCCAGAAAAUAUCAACUGCAGAGAUACACAGGGCAGAAACUCAACCCCUCUUCACCUGGCUGCAGGCUAUAAUAACCUGGAAGUAGCUGAAUAUCUUCUUGAGCAUGGAGCAGAUGUUAAUGCACAAGACAAAGGUGGUUUAAUUCCUCUUCAUAAUGCAGCAUCCUAUGGGCAUGUGGAUAUAGCAGCCUUAUUGAUAAAAUACAACACAUGUGUGAAUGCUACAGAUAAAUGGGCAUUUACUCCUCUCCAUGAAGCAGCCCAAAAAGGAAGGACACAGUUAUGUGCCCUGCUCUUAGCACAUGGUGCGGAUCCAACUAUGAAAAACCAGGAAGGCCAAACACCAUUAGACCUGGCAACAGCUGACGACAUCAGGGCUUUGCUGAUAGAUGCCAUGCCUCCAGAGGCCUUACCCACCUGCUUCAAACCUCAGGCUACCAUAGUGAGUGCCUCACUGAUCUCCCCAGCAUCUACCCCCUCUUGCCUGUCUGCUGCUAGCAGCAUAGACAACCUGACUGGCCCGUUGGCAGAGUUGGCAGUGGGAGGAACAUCCAAUACAGGGGAUGGUGCAGCAGGCACAGAAAGGAAGGAAGGAGAAGUUGCGGGUCUUGACAUGAAUAUAAGCCAGUUCCUCAAAAGCCUUGGGCUUGAACACCUUCGGGACAUUUUUGAAACAGAGCAGAUUACACUGGAUGUGUUGGCUGAUAUGGGUCAUGAGGAGUUGAAAGAAAUAGGUAUCAAUGCAUAUGGACACCGCCACAAAUUAAUCAAAGGAGUAGAAAGACUGUUGGGUGGACAACAAGGCACCAAUCCUUAUUUGACUUUUCACUGUGUUAAUCAGGGGACUAUUUUACUGGAUCUUGCUCCAGAAGAUAAGGAAUAUCAGUCAGUAGAAGAAGAGAUGCAAAGUACAAUUCGAGAACACAGAGAUGGAGGUAAUGCUGGUGGCAUCUUCAACAGAUACAAUGUUAUUCGAAUUCAGAAAGUUGUCAACAAGAAGUUGAGGGAACGGUUCUGUCACAGACAAAAGGAAGUGUCUGAGGAGAAUCACAAUCAUCAUAACGAGCGCAUGUUAUUUCAUGGUUCUCCUUUCAUUAAUGCCAUUAUUCAUAAGGGGUUUGAUGAGCGACAUGCAUACAUAGGAGGAAUGUUUGGCGCUGGGAUUUAUUUUGCUGAAAACUCAUCUAAAAGCAAUCAGUAUGUUUAUGGAAUUGGAGGAGGAACAGGCUGCCCCACGCACAAAGAUCGAUCCUGUUACAUAUGUCACAGACAAAUGCUUUUCUGUAGAGUGACCCUUGGAAAAUCCUUCCUGCAGUUCAGCACUAUGAAAAUGGCCCAUGCCCCACCUGGACAUCACUCUGUGAUUGGGAGGCCAAGUGUGAAUGGCCUGGCAUAUGCUGAAUAUGUCAUUUACAGAGGCGAACAGGCAUACCCGGAAUAUCUUAUCACAUAUCAGAUCAUGAAGCCAGAAGCUCCUUCACAAACUGCAACAGCAGCAGAGCAGAAGACCUAGUGAAUGCCCAAUGGUAAAGGCCAGAUCAGAUUUAAGCCUAGGACUGGACCACAGUGAAUUGUUUUCCAACAAAACCAAUAUUCCAUAAAUCCCUGACAGCCUAGAUAGCUGUUUGUCUUUUAUAAAGCAUUGCUAUAGUAAUGGAUCUAUUAUGAGUAACUGAUACAUUCUCAACUGCUACUGUUCCCUUCAAGGAAAUGUUUACAGGGGCGGCCUUUUAACAUAUCUCAGGCUCAUUUUCAUUACUGUCAUACGUGUCUAAAACAAGAUUGCUUUGAUCUAGAUUUGGAAAUAGUAAAAAAGCAGAUAUAACCAAUACUUUUCCAAAUAUUCACAAUUCACACACUACAUUUACUGUUACAUAUGAUGCAUGUGUAUAACAAAUGCACACUUGACAGGCUUGUGUUUCAUUUUUCUAAACAUGCAGUUGCCUUCCCUCCAUAUAUAUGUGUAUGUGCACAUGCAUGAUAGCACACACACAUGCUUACUUUGAAAAUGAGCCAGAGCCUUCUUGAGGAUAUUUUGCACAAAAUCAUGCCAACUAAAAUCAAUAGCAGUGCUGGCACUAGAGCGAUAGUACAACGGCAUUUGCCUUGCACGCGCCAACCCAGGUUCGAUCCUAAUAUGGUCCCUGGGGUCUACUAGUAGUGUUCCCUGAGCACAGCCAGAUCUGGCCCAAAAAAGAAAAUCAGCAGUGCAACCCAACCUCCUGGCUGAGCAAGAUUUAUUUCCUACUUUUUCUUCUUUGUGAUUUAUUUUUUGUCAAUCACGUAAAUUGAGGUGAAAUGGAAAAUCAUCAUUAUGGCUUCCUUCUCUAUGUUGACCAUUCGUACAUGGGAAAGGCAUUACCAGCAACUUAAUUACUGAUCUCUCAAGUUCAGGAAAGUCAGACCCAAGGAGAGCCACUUGCUCACUUGCUCUCUCUCUAAUGCCAGCCUGCUGCAAAGGACUCCAGCAGUGCUGGGAAUUCUAGAAGAGCCACCAGCAGGAAAUGGAGAGUGAAGAAGAGUCUUCCACUGAGCAGUGGGGGCCCAUUCUAGAGGGCUGUCAUGGAGAAGCAGCUUAGAGACAUAAGAGGAGCCUGGGCCUCCGGCAUUUGCAGCAGAAACAGACUCCUCAAAGGAAAAAGAACUUCACGUAAUCCUCCUGCAGAAUUGUCGCCCACCGAAUUCGCUGCCUUAUUUUCAAAUUCAAUGGAAUUAUAGUACUUCAUUCGAGUCACUAUAUUUUUGCAACUCAUCGUAUUGCUUUGUUGGUUCCCUGGUUUUUAGAAGACUAGGAUUCAAAUCGUUUAGUAACUUGUUAUACACAAAUGGAAGAACUUUUUGUUUACUCCAUAAGUGGGGUUUUUGAGUGAGGUGCUUCAGUAGUUUACAUAGGUCCCUGCACUACAUGUUUUGAACCAUUUUUUCAAACUUCUUAGUAGACAAGACUAAAAACUGAAACCAAAGCUUCUUUCAGUUAUUUUAUAAAAAUGAAGAUGGAGAAAUAUAGUUUCCUCAUGAAAUUACUACUUUGUUUGCUUGCUUUGUUAUCGUUUGCCAAGUAUACAUCGACAUUUGUGAGAUAUUGUCCAUCACAUUUGUUUAAGUUGCCCUUUCACCCUAACUAAAUAGCAGAUUGAGUGCAUUAAUAUUUAACUUUCACAUGUUGUGCAUCUAAUGAGCUUUAAGCAAAAGUAAUAUAAAUGAGGUUAAAAGUGUAGCACAAACUUGUCAUUUCAAUUUACAGUCCUAAAAAUCUAUUUUUAAAUGCAGAUUAGAUUAUUCUCAAGAAAAAUGAUCGCAUGAAAAGAAAUCUUGAAUAGGCUCUUACAGUAAACCUUUUGCUUUCCUUUGACUUGAAUCCAGUGCUAGAACCUAGGCACUGGAACUAGUUUGAGUUUUAUAGCUAAAUCUUGCAUGGGUCCUCAAAAUUACAUCAAGAAUUAGCCUCAGUUGUUGCUUCUAUUGAAGUUUUAGUGACCCAAGCUGGGUGUUUGUGUCUAGCCUACUUGUUUUAAUAGAGUAGAAUCCCUUAUGAUGUUUUGAAGGUUGAUAUCCAUUCAGAGAGGUUUUUUUUCCUCCUCCCUUUUGCUGUGGAUAACAGUACAGUGAAGGGGAUAGCAUCCUUGUAGUUUCCUGGAACUGUGAAAGUGUGUUAUUGUCUUCCCCACUCCAACAUAGCUUAAACUGGUUUACACAGCUGUGAUUUUGGGUUAAAUAAAAGGUUAUUAUGAUAUAGAUAACAAGAGCUUUUAUAGCUUCAUUAAAAAGAUAAAGCCACUUUCCUACUGUGGUUUUAUAUCAUUUCCAACAUUGUAAUUAGAUAAAUGGAUCUACCAGUUUAAACUUUGGCCUUACACUUAAGAAGUUAAACUGGGGUCCAAUAUUUAAACUGCCAAUGUUACGUAUCUGUUGUUUUGUGUGCCAAGUGAAGUUACUAUAUAAGGAAGAUAUUUGAAGUGCUUCUUCGCUUGUAGUAGAUAGUUGUUCUUGAAAGGAUGUACAUAGAAUAUAUUAUUCAUAUGCUAACGAUAAUGGAUUAGUUUAUUGCUCACAGGAGCCCAGUACAUUUUUCAGAAUUUGAAAACCAAAGGUCAUUAUGAGUGCACCCAGAGGUCACAUUUGACAUUUCCAUCUAUGGCAGUCUGAAGCACCCUUUGGAAUGUGAAAGCAUGACAUUCAAUUAGGCUGAAAUUCUUUAAGCAAUUUGUCUCUGUACUAUUUAAAAGAAAUAGGAGCAAGUCAAGAACUUCCAAUACGGCUUUUCCUGAAAAGGCCCAUUUCCCAAGUAAUUGAAGGAAAACUACAGACACCUCCAGCUUUGCCACAGUUCUCAAGGGUCUUCUAGAUCUGAUGCUUCCAGUUUACUAACCAGCCAGAUGGAUGCCUAACUCCAGCAGGCAUCCACUAGAAGCUCUUGUAUUUGGUUUCCGUCCUUUUUCCCAGAUUGCUGAUCCGACAUUUUAAUUAGCUCCAACAACUACAUUUACCCCUACCCUUUCCCCUUUUACUCAAUUUUGAAUCUUACAAAAGACUAGGAGUCAGUGCCUCUAUUUCCACAUUGUGACUGGGUGGUAGACCUUUCGCUCCUCUCAGAAGAUUCUGCACUUGGUUGGCAGAUGAGAUGACUGAUGGAACCCUGAGUUUCAGUUCUAAGAAUAAUAAUACAGUACAACCAGAUUCUUAGGUACCUUUUUCUUCUUGGAGUUUGAAGUUUUUUUUUUGUUUUUGUUUUUGUUUUUAAACAUAAGUAGAGAAAACCAUAUUUAUUAGGAUGGUUUCAUGAAAUCGCAUCCUUAUGCUUUGUUGAGCUUGAUGUUAACUACUUAUUCCCUUUGCUUUCAAAAUAGCAAAGUGUAUUGAAACAUACAGCAAAGUGCUUGAAUAUGACAAAUCAUAUCAAUUAAUAUUUUAUUAUUAUAGCCUUUAUGCAAAAAAUUAAUUGUGAAUGCUAGAAGAAUAGUGAUAGAAUGCAGUAAGUUGUCUAGGUUUCUCUCCUUUGCAGAACUUGUCCCAUUUGUAUAAAGGGCUGUGGAACAUCGCUCACCACUGCUCUCUAGAUUCUAGUCAGCAUCUUCCAAACUUUGCAGACAUUUCUAAACACUGUGCCCCUGUUGUGCCCUGUUUCUACUGGUAUGAUAGCUGUGGUGAAUAGACAGCUUUUCUGGCUGUGCGUUCUGUUAGACUAAUCAUCUUACAAAGGUUCUAGAAUUUAGUCAUUCAAGGAACACUCAAUGCUAACACCAAGAUGAAUUUCAAAAGUUAGAAAUUUACUUGAAGGCUAAAGUUAAACUUGUUUGAUAUCAAAUCAGUGAAAAAUAGAAUAUCAUCGUGAACUUAAUAUUGUGACUGGGCUUGGUCACAUGCAGCACAUGAAAAACAAAAUGCAUCUUUAAAAUAAAGACCUUCAGGAAAGUUUUGUCACAUUGGUGGUGCAUAAUUUUGUAUACCAAAAGCAUAAGCAGUUAACACUAUGAUUAAAUAAAACUGAUAAAUACACCCUAAGAAGUAAGGGUUUUUCACAAUACCUUAUGCAUUCUGAAAUACACAAUUAAAUGUUCUUCCUAAAAGAGCCUUAAUUAAUGGCAGAAACUUUUUAACCUUUUAUAAUCUAAUAUAUAAAAAUUUUAAUUCCAUUUCUUAGUAUUUGAAAAGUGUCAGUCAGAUAUAUCUCCAUGUAUUCCAUCGUAUGAAGUUCAUUUGAUGAGGGUAUAUUUCAUACAGAAUGCUCUAGCAUGCAAAGGAUCUGAUAUCAUCAGUCCUUUCUAAUUCUCUGAAAGUCUUCAGUUACUAAGUCUUCUAAUUUGGAGGAACACUUGAAAGAUUUCAAAAUCUUUGUGUAUAGGGUAUAGAGCAACAAUACACAAAAGUGAUGAUACUAUGUAGAAUCUGAGCGUGACACAAACCUUUUCAGUCAUCAAAUGUAACAUGGUGAUAAGUGUAAAGUGGCAGGAAGCUAAAGAUUUUAAAUAUUUCAUCAGACCAAAUAUUCUCAUGGUAUAAACACUUGUCCACCCACCAGCCAGGGUUCUCCUCCCUCUUGCUAGAGCAUUCACACUGUGGAAGCAGGUGAUUGCAGUUGACUCUUCAUUCUUUCAAGUUUUCUUUGCUGCUAUGCAUUUAUUUCCACAUCUCCACCCACAUCCAAAUGUAUCUCUCCUGCUCCAGAAUUCAGAUUGGCUGUUCUUUUGUUCUCUCCCCACCUUUCUGCAAGCAACCCUGAAAGCCCUAUUUGGUGAACUCAGUGUUUACAAAGAAAGUCAAGCCCCAGUAGUGGGUGGCCCUUGCACAUUUCCAGGCACCUCCCAAGGUUCAAGACAGAGUCUGUAAAAUACAAUUGAAAACUAGAAAGUUUUUGGCCCUUAUAUCUUUCAGGAUCAUAGCCUAGACCUAGCAGAUGGCUUUGUCUUAGCACUUUUGUCUCCAUGACAUAAGAGUUUGACCUCUUCACGUGCAUAGAAUGCCUGCUUCUGCUUCCAUCCUUUCAAGUUCAUCCUGUCCUGUCUCUGUGGUAGUAGUAUAUACAUGUCUUUGAAACCUACAAACUUAAAAGGUACUUUUAUCAAUGUGGUUUCUCAUAAAACAUUUACAAAACCAGCUUGGAGGAAAUGUAGUGUUUCCUGGCAACAGCAUUUGGAGUAGUCGUAUUUUCUCACUGUGAUGUUGUUCUGUGUAAGUAAUGAAGUGACUCUUUGGUUCAUUAUUGGUGUUUUUAUUUGAGUCUUUGUGUGACUGCCAGUGGCAGGGGAGUUAAGUACCCUCCCUUUGUUUUGUUGUUGUUGUUUGUAGAAGUGUCAAAUAAAACUAUACAAUGCUCAAUAAAAUUAAAAUUUCAGAUAGUUUUUUAGCCUGUGUUUCAUGCAAUAUUUGGCAACUAUUUACAAUAAAACCAUCACCUGAAAUUUCUAUUUUUAAGUGUGCAUCCUGGCCUUUUACUAAUUCGGACAGCCCUAUCUAUUUUGUCCUGGAAAAUCACUUUAAGCACGUAAGUCCUUUUGGUCUUCACUGUCUCAUAUGGAACAGAAGACAUUCUUCCCUCACCCUUGCCUUCUUUCCAGAAAAGGACAUCCAGGAACUUAACCUGCCUCUGUGGUGGGCUUCUAUUUAAGACAUCUUUAUGAUUAUAUUUAACCUGUAAUUGUGCUUUGAACUAAAUGUCUAACUUACAUUAUAAUGUCUAACUUGUACUUGUUUAAUAUUCAAUAAAAACAUUUUUGAAAUA
Messenger RNA from Suncus etruscus (white-toothed pygmy shrew), 9777 nucleotides. RefSeq names its product tankyrase (gene TNKS). The coding region runs from base 1 to 4071 and encodes 1356 amino acids. NCBI's taxonomy places the organism in Eukaryota, Metazoa, Chordata, Mammalia, Eulipotyphla, Soricidae. The transcript is spliced from 27 exons. Gene Ontology annotation, molecular function: NAD+ poly-ADP-ribosyltransferase activity; protein binding. Gene Ontology annotation, cellular component: cytoplasm; nucleus. The record is from RefSeq and is a predicted model, not a curated record.